CUUGGUGCGGCGUGUUCAAGAGCACAGAAUCAUCCUUUUCACUAUCAAAAGAAUAUGCUGUUUAAUUUGAGGAUCCUGUUGAACAAGGCAGCUCUUAGAAACAGUCACAGUUUCACGGUUCGAAAUUAUCGAUGUGGACAACCACUACAAAAUAAAGUACAGCUAAAGGGUCGUGACCUCCUCACUCUAAAGAACUUUACAGGAGAAGAAAUUAAGUAUAUGCUAUGGCUAUCAGCAGAUCUGAAAUUCAGGAUAAAACAGAAAGGAGAGUAUUUGCCUUUACUGCAAGGAAAGUCUCUAGGCAUGAUUUUUGAAAAAAGAAGUACUCGAACAAGAUUGUCCACAGAAACAGGCUUUGCACUUCUGGGAGGACACCCUUGUUUUCUUACCACACAAGAUAUUCAUCUGGGUGUGAAUGAAAGUCUCAUGGACACAGCAUGUGUGUUGUCUAGCAUGACAGAUGCAGUGUUGGCACGAGUGUAUAAACAAUCAGAUCUGGACAUCCUGGCUAAAGAAGCAUCCAUCCCAAUCAUCAAUGGGCUGUCAGAUUUGUACCAUCCUAUCCAGAUCCUGGCUGAUUACCUCACUCUCCAGGAACACUACGGCUCUCUGAAAGGCCUUACCCUCAGCUGGAUUGGGGAUGGGAAUAACAUCCUGCACUCCAUCAUGAUGAGUGCAGCGAAAUUCAGGAUGCACCUUCAGGUGGCUACUCCAAAGGGUUAUGAGCCUGAUCCCAGCAUAAUCAAGUUGGCAGAGCAGUAUGCCAAGGAGAACGGUACCAAGCUGUCACUGAUGAACGAUCCAUUGGAAGCGGCUCGUGGAGGCAAUGUAUUAAUUACAGACACUUGGAUAAGUAUGGGGCAAGAAGAGGAGAAGAAAAAGCGGCUCCAGGCUUUCCAGGGUUACCAGGUUACAAUGAAGAUGGCUAAAGUUGCUGCUCCUGACUGGACAUUUUUACACUGCUUGCCCAGAAAGCCAGAAGAAGUGGACGAUGAAGUGUUUUAUUCUCCACGAUCACUUGUAUUCCCAGAGGCCGAAAACAGAAAGUGGACAAUCAUGGCUGUCAUGGUGUCCCUGCUGACAGAUUACUCGCCUCAGCUCCAGAAGCCAAAGUUUUAA
Molecule: messenger RNA, 1119 nt
Organism: Kogia breviceps (pygmy sperm whale)
Lineage: Eukaryota; Metazoa; Chordata; Mammalia; Artiodactyla; Physeteridae
Gene: OTC
Product: ornithine transcarbamylase
Biological process (GO): L-citrulline biosynthetic process
Cellular component (GO): mitochondrion
Molecular function (GO): amino acid binding; ornithine carbamoyltransferase activity
Source: RefSeq, a predicted model, not a curated record